UAGAUUAACAUUAAUUAUUAAAAAAAAAAAGAGAAGGAAAAAGACAGAGCAAUGGAGGUUGAGAAAACGGAGAAGAUGAAGGCAGAGGACGAGGACAAGGUUGAAUAUAGAGGAUGGAAAGUCAUGCCCUUCAUCAUUGGAAAUGAAACAUUUGAGAAGCUGGGAAUAGUUGGGAGUUCGUCGAAUCUCGUGAUAUACUUAACGACGGUGUUCAACAUGAAGAGCAUAACGGCGGGGGCAGUCGUCAACAUCUACGGCGGCACCAGCAACUUCGGCACCAUCCUCGCCGCUUUCCUAUGCGACACCUACUUCGGCCGCUACAAGACCCUCAGCUUCGCCAUGAUCGCAUGUUUCCUCGGGUCGGUGGCGAUGGAUCUGACGGCUGUGGUUCAUCGGCUCCAUCCGGAGCAAUGCGCGAAGGAAGUCGGAAGCGUGUGCAAAGGGCCAUCGGGUGGACAGGUAACGUUUCUCGGGGCGGCCAUGGUUCUGCUGGUGAUCGGAGCGGGCGGAAUCAGGCCGUGCAAUCUGCCGUUUGGAGCCGAUCAGUUCGAUCAGAACACGAAAGAGGGCAAGCGUGGAAUCGACAGCUUCUUCAACUGGUACUUCUUCACCUUCACAAUCGCCCAGAUGGUGUCAUUGACGCUCAUCGUUUACAUUCAAUCCAACGUGAGUUGGAGCAUCGGUUUGGCGAUCCCCGCCAUUCUUAUGCUCCUCGGCUGCGUUAUCUUCUUCGCCGGUUCCAAACUGUACGUCAGAGUUAAACCUAGCGGCAGUCCCAUUCUCAGCAUCACCCGAGUUAUUGCAGCGGCCAUCAAGAAAUCACGGCUGAAGCCAUUAUCUGAACCAUCUCUCCAUCUUUACAACUACAUCCCUCACGAUUUCGGCAACUCGAAGCUUACCCACACAGAUCAAUUCGGGUGUCUUGACAAAGCAGCAAUCUUGACGCCAGACGACAAGCUGAACCCGGAUGGAUCGCCAGUAGAUCCGUGGAGGCUUUGUAGUAUGCAGCAGGUGGAAGAAGUGAAAUGCGUAGUCCGAGUCCUUCCUAUUUGGAUAUCGGCCGCGUUAUUUUACAUAGCAUACAUCCAGCAAACGACUUACACCAUCUUCCAAACCCUUCAGAGCGAUAGGCGCCUCGGCUACGGAGGCUUCCAGAUCCCGGCCGCGACCUACACAGUGUUCUUGAUGCUGGGAAUGACAACGUUCAUCCCUAUAUACGACCGUGUUCUCGUACCCUUCCUCAGAAUGUUCACAGGGAAAGAAGGCGGAAUCACGCUCCUCUAGAGGGUGGGCGCGGGCAUGGUUGUGUGCAUCACAAGCAUGUUGGUAUCAGCGUUCGUGGAAGAACGUAGAAGAACGGUAGCCCUCACAAGGCCAACACUCGGGAUCGCCCCGAGAAAAGGCGCAAUCUCUUCGCUGUCGAGCAUGUGGAUGAUCCCUCAGCUCGGGCUGAUGGGGAUUGCCGACGCCUUCACGGGGGUUGGGCAAAUGGAGUUUUACUACAAAGAGUUUCCCGAGAACAUGAGAAGUUUCGCGGGAUCUAUCUAUUACUGCGGGAUAGGGCUCUCGAGCUACUUAAGCACCUUCCUGAUAUCGGUGGUUCACGGUAAAACCGAGGGAAAGCCGUCGGGGGAGUGGCUUCCAGAGGACCUAAACAAGGGAAAGCUCGAUCAUUUCUACUUCUUGGUUGCUGGGAUGAUGACCGUGAACUUGGCUUACUUCUUGCUAGUCUCACAAUGGUACCGCUACAAAGAGAAGCCUCACCAGCUCAACGGACAGACCAAUGACUUUGAUAAAAUUUCUGUAUGAUAUAUAGUUUCUCCCCAUGUUUAUGUCAUCUUUUCCUCUGUGUUUGGGGUUUCAAUGCUCAGUUGUGUUUUUUUCUUCAGAUGAAAAGGGCUUCGACUGAGAGGCUGUGAUAAAUAAACCAUAUACGUACAGUCAAA
Molecule: messenger RNA, 1946 nt
Organism: Tarenaya hassleriana
Lineage: Eukaryota; Viridiplantae; Streptophyta; Magnoliopsida; Brassicales; Cleomaceae
Product: protein NRT1/ PTR FAMILY 2.9
Exons: 5
Biological process (GO): transmembrane transport
Cellular component (GO): plasma membrane
Molecular function (GO): transmembrane transporter activity
Source: RefSeq, a predicted model, not a curated record